AUGGAGAAACAACAAGAUCAACAAUUGGUACAAAUGAAAACUAUGAUAGAUUCGAAUGAUGACGAUGACGAUGGGGAUUCGACGUCAACAUCAUCGAUAAGUGCUGAUAGUGAUCAAUCAACAAACAUCGCAAAUUUAAUGCGUGAAAAUGAACGAAAAAUGCGAAGGUUAAGUGAAAGCUAUAUGAAUCGAUUUCUUUUCAUUGGUCAACAAGCACAAACAUUACCAGAACUGUCAAACGCUCUUGCGCUACCAUCAACAAUGAAAAGUGUUGUGCAAAAAAAGUCGCCAAAAAUGGAACUUGAAAUCAUGUCAUCAAUACCAUCAUUAACUUUAUUUGUUGAAUCACUUAAGCAAUUAAUCCAAAAAGAAGAAAAAAAACGAGAAAAAUCAUAUUUGCCUCCUGAUGAUAAAAGUAUAGCAUCGGAUUUGUAUACACGUCUUUCUCUGGGAAUUACACAAUGUUUACGUGAUUAUGAGGGUGAAAUAAAUCAUGCUAAACGAAGAAUACAUGAUCUGAAUGAACAACAAGAACAUAUUCUAAAUGAAAAUAAGAAUGUUGUUUCACAUUUAACUGAAGCUUUCGAAAAAAAUACGAUUUCUCUCCGACAAACUUAUGAAAAACGUUUAGCUAAGCAACGUGAAGAAUCAUUAAAGAUUGGAAGUUCAUUAGAUAAUUAUAAAGUUGAGAUAUUAGCACUGAGAGACGCAUACGAAAAGAAACUUAGAGUAAAAGAUGAAUUAAUUAAUGAAUUGAACGACCGAUUGGCUAAAAACGAAACUGAACAGGCUGCACGUCAACAUGCACUUCAUCUUAAAAUUGAACAUUUUCAGCAAAGUUUCGAUACAUUACAAGCACGUAAUAAACAAGUUGAGCUUAAUAAUCAAAUUAAGAAUAAAGAAAAUCAUGACCUUCUUACACAAGUAUCAAAUUUACAACGUCAAAUUCAACAUUUACAACAAACAGUAACCAGUAAAGCGCAUGAAUGUACAGAAUUAUCUCAAAAAUUAGCAGCAACACUACCGAAAUUAAAUGAAUGUGAACGUUUCGGAUCUGAAUUACAACGAUGGUUUCAAUUAGUUGCACCUGAAAAUAAUUCAUCAGACUUAACGUUGGAUGAUAUGUCGACUAUUGUCUCAUCGAAAGUUUCUCAUUUUGAAAGUUUUAAAAAGCAACUCGAUUUAAUCAAUGAAGAUUUAGAUCAUGCACAUAUUUUAGAAGGAAGUAAUUUAUCUGAUCGUAUUCGUUAUGCUAUAAAUCAAAACAAACAAUAUGAAACUGCUCACAGUGAUAUAAGUAAUAAAUAUCAAGCAUUGUUACUUCAAACAAAUAUGUUAACUGGCAUUAUAAAACAACAUAGUACAGAAGUAGCUAAUCAUAAAACCAUUGAAGAACAAUUGAAAGAAUUUAAUGAACAACUUUUAAAUGAAAAUCAAAACAUCAAAAUUGAAAUGCAAAAUUCUCGUUCGAAAUUACUUCAAAUAACGAAUACAAAUAAUCAAUUAGAACAUGAAUAUAAUUUAAAUAAACAACAUUCAAGAGAUUUACAAAUAAAAUAUGAAACAAUAAAAACUGAAAGUCAAGUUUUAGCUAAUGAGUUACAAACAAAACGUGAAGCAAUAAAACGCUACGAACAAGAAUUACAAUCUAUGAAACAAUUAUUUGAGAUAUCAUUAAAAGAAAAACAAAUACAAAGUGAUCAAAUAAAACAUGAACGACAAUUGUUUCAAACGGAAAAUGAUACACUGAAACAAAUAGUUAUUCGUGAUGGACAUGAUAAACAAACUAUUAGUCAAAUACAAUUUAAUAGUAAUGCAUUACAACGUCAAUAUAAUAAAUCAAAUAAAGAUAAAGAAACAGUUGAUGACGAAGUACGUCGAAUUUCGAAGAGUCAUUCGCAAGAAGUUAUUCGCUUUGUUCCAGUAAAUGAAAAUGAAGACGAUGAAACAACAGACAAUCGAGUGAGUCGUCGAGCAACAUCAACACCAACACCAAGAGAAAGCGAAAAUCAACAACAAUCAAAUCUUCAAUCAUUAGGCAUAACUAAACAAAUUAAUCAAGUGUUAAACGAUAUGAAAAGUUUAUUGACACAUGGACGUGAAGUGGUCAUUAAACAUGAAGAAGAGAUGAUUCCAGAGCGAGAUUUUAAAGUACAAGAACGAAAUAAAGGUCGACACUCAAAAAAGGAACGAACAACCAUUACAGAUAUUAAAUAA
Molecule: messenger RNA, 2217 nt
Organism: Rotaria socialis
Lineage: Eukaryota; Metazoa; Rotifera; Eurotatoria; Philodinida; Philodinidae
Source: the annotation of a GenBank genome assembly